Molecule: messenger RNA, 1128 nt
Organism: Auanema sp. JU1783
Lineage: Eukaryota; Metazoa; Nematoda; Chromadorea; Rhabditida; Rhabditidae
Source: the annotation of a GenBank genome assembly
AUGGUUGUUCAAAAGUUAUUAAAUCCCACCGUAUUUCACAAAUCGUCUUCGAGAUGCCUCAACACGAUUUCGAGCUUUCCAACUUUCAAAUACGUUGACCAGCUUUCUGGGUACUUAGCUAAGAAUUUCAUUCUGCAUGAGCCAGGAAAGUUUGUUAUAAUUCCAAAACCGUACGGGAUUUCCUGUGUUGGAGAGAUGCAGCCUUCCGGAGGAGUUUUCAAAUCUGGGAGGUUCGAUGAAAAGGAUGAAAAUUUCAAGAUGUCAAAGAGGAAAAGUGAAAAGGAUAUUUCAAUUACGGAUUGUCUACCGAACCUGCAGCAUUACUUCAGAGAACCUAGAUUGGAAUUUUGUGUCGGGCUUAAAAGGUAUCUCUCUGGUGCUAUCGUUCUACCGUGUAACGAAAAGGAAUCUAGUCGGCUAGUAAACAGUGUUAAGUUCGCCUCUCUUCAGAGGUCUGAAGACGACACACAUUAUAGAGUUAUAGCGGUACUAAUGGGGAAUCUCGGAAAAAAUGAGGGAUCAGUUAGUGGCUACUCUACGUUCUUGCCAAUGGGGUCGCAUAAGGAAUACACCUUUAUUGAGGGAAAGGCUAGUAAACGAGCUAAGUCUGGGAAGUUUGCCGUCGAAGGCUCUUUGUCCUACAAGGUUUUAAGUAGAAAGUACGGCUGCACUUUGGUAGAAUUCGGAGUUAACAAAUUUUCGCGACACCUCCCUCGCCUCAUUUUCUCACAUUUGCAAUGCCCCAUACUGGGUGAUAAGCUGUAUGCAAGUCGGUUGGCUGACAUUGAUGGCAAACCCGUGAAUGUGAAUCGUUCCAAACAAAAUAGGAAUAUCAAACUAUGGUGUCCUGCUGCUCUGAGCCAGAAACUAGAGAUGAACCCUGAUUUGCUGCGGCAAUCAAUCCCUCUGUAUUGCCAUGUUUACAGUACAGUAUUCCCGAGGUAUGGUUGGGUGCCAGGGUUAUCGAAGGAUCAACAAGAUGUCACGGACUUAGUAGCUUCUGUUCCACCGCCAGAUCAUUUUCUGUCGAUGGUGCGAUCACUUGACAUGGAGACAGACUUGAUGAAGUUCUUCCGAGAAAAUGAGGAUCUGGCCAGUCCUGAAGUUGGAAGAGAUCUAUCUUUCUGA